ACCUGGAGAACAGUGACAAAUAUUUGAGAUCCCCGAAUCAAGGUAGUGAAAUCUUAAUUAUAAUAGACAUAUUGUAAGACAUCUAAAAAGCAGGAGGAUUCAUUCUGUACUCAUUUUUGUCUAGAUUACACCACUGGGAUCUUUUGUGGUUUGCAUCGCUUUUUAAACUUUCGCAUCAACACGAGACACUCCAUCAAUCAUGAUAGCGAUUCAGGACAAACUAGGCAUCUGGCUGAUGACCGGCAUGCUGGCCAUCCUGACCAUCUUUUUCAACAUGUACCUCAUGCUGGUGAUCCUGAGAAGCUACCAGAAGAAGCAAAAGCUAAACCCGUGCGACUUAAUCAUUGUAGCCAUCAAUGUAGCGAGCAUCGGCUUACAGGUUUUUACCUACUUAUGGCAGUCCCUAGACCAGAUCGACAUCUAUUGCUCAGUGAACUUUACGACUGCCGUAAUGCUGUCGCUUGUCUAUAGCACAAAGUUCAUCGUAUUCUGGUGCACCGCAUUUCUGACCUUCUACUACGGCACUAAACUGGUGAUGAGGCCUGUGGACUGCUACAAGCGCAUGCAGGAGAACAUCAUCAAACACGUCCGCCUUGUCCUGGUGGUGAUCUACAUAAGCGGUUUCGGCCACGGCAUGCCAUUACUGGCGCUUUUGCACAAUUACAACGUCACCUCCACCGUGAACGACUGCGGGUCCAUCAUGCCCAGCGACAUCGACGGACUGGCCUACGUCUUCUACUACGUCUUCAUCUCUGACAUCGUGCCGAGCAUUGUGAUGAUCAAAUCCAGUAUUUCUAUCAUGUUCCAUCUUUACCACCAUCUUCAGGAUAUGAAAGCAAGCACCAACGGCGCUCGCGGGCCCAAGCUGGGCCCUCAGAUGCGGGUGAUUAAGAUGACCCUGACCCUGGUGGUCGUGUUUUGUAUUUUCGUGGUCAUUGACCUGAUUGUGGAGUCCACUGUGGCGCUGCAAAGGCAAAACACCAUCACGGUGACCGUUCUUGUCGCUAGCAUGUAUACAACGGUCAGCGCGGCUGUGAUGGUUUACGGGAAGAAAAGACACUGGAAGGAUCUCAUAAGCACCUAUAACCUCUUUUUAGACGAGUACCCAUGCCUAACUGGUUUGAAGGUCGCUGAGGUCAAAACAGAACCUCAGGAGAACAGCAAUAAUUGACCUUGAGUCCAGCCAGGCUAUAUAUGCACACGUUACUACUGUACAAACAAAAUAUGUGUGGAUGACACUAUGGCAGAACAUAUGUGCAUGUAGAUAGAGAAUCGAUGAAACUAAAUGCAGGUAAUAUCUUAAAUUAUUUAAUACUUCAUAUACACUGUAAAAAAAUGAAAAGUUGGUUAAACUUUAAAAAAAAAUACUUCAAUUGGUAACACCGACCUUAAGUGAAAUUUUUCAAUUGAAAAAACUUAAAUGCCAUUUUUUAAGUUGAUCCAACUUUUCACUUUUUACAAUGUAGUUAUGUCGUGAGUGUUUUUUACCCCCAGUAUCAAAUGUUUCAUUUUGAAAGAAUAUAAUGUAAGAAUACACAUAAUAAAGAGGAUGAUGAUAAAUGACAUGUAAUAUCCUAUGAUUUAAUUUUGGUUUGGUGUGUAUAAUAGAAAAAGUGAUCUUUACUGAUAAGACUGAAACAUUUAAUAAACGCUUUCUGUCUGAGAUGAUCAAUGAUACGCAUAAGAUGUUCAUAAUAUAAAGCAUGUUAUUCUGCUUUUCU
Messenger RNA from Misgurnus anguillicaudatus (oriental weatherfish), 1721 nucleotides. Its product is annotated as taste receptor type 2 member 38-like. Gene Ontology annotation, cellular component: membrane. The record is from RefSeq and is a predicted model, not a curated record. Gene Ontology annotation, biological process: sensory perception of taste; G protein-coupled receptor signaling pathway. NCBI's taxonomy places the organism in Eukaryota, Metazoa, Chordata, Actinopteri, Cypriniformes, Cobitidae. Gene Ontology annotation, molecular function: G protein-coupled receptor activity; bitter taste receptor activity.